CAGGGCAAGCUUCACUGUUGCGUUGCUGGGAAGAACUAAAAGUGGGAACCGGGUAAAGCAGGGUCCGUCCUGUGAUGACCAGGGGCCCUUCUCCCAAAGAUGGAAAUCUAAGUGGAGAAAUGCAGUUGAGGGCUUUUCCUGCUUCUGAGUGCACAUGGUGGCCCCACAACUCCUAAUUCCGCUUCCCAGAGAAUCUGACUAAUCCAUCGCAGAGGAAGUCUACCGCUGAUUCAAUAAGGCGAGAGGAAAAGGCUGUAGGACUCGCCCGUGGCUGCAGCAUGCAGAGAAGCACUGACAGAGAGAGAAAGAAGCAAUUGAACCAGAAAGAUGUCAAUGGACUUGGCCAAAAUCCAGACAAUGGACUACUGGUUACGCACGUUAACCAGACGCAGGAUUUACUGAGGCUGCAGGACGAGCCCCAGCCUUCAGCUUGGGAAGACUCCGAAGAUUGGCUUUCAACUCACAGUUUAGAGCUUGAGAAACUCACCUUGGCUGACCUGAUAAGCCAGGGCACAGCUGUGCUGGAGGAGGGCAGCAAUGUCAUGAAGAAAGUGCACUUCUCCGCCCAGCUCAUCCACCAAUUUGAAUCAAAGCUCUCUGAAGCCCUGGAACUCUAUCGACACAGAAUGCGGUGGCUCGGAGAAAACAGCAGAAAGGUAUUUGGCCUCAUCAAGGGGGCCAGAGUUGGUGUCCUCAUUGAUGUGUCAGCUGUCAGCAGUGGCCCUCAGAGAGAAGAGUUCCAGAAAGACAUCAUGAAACUCAUUGACGAGCAGCUGAGCCACAAGGAGAAGCUGUACGUCCUGUCCUUCGGCACCACGCCCAGCGCCCUCUGGCCGGACCCCGUGGAUGUCAGCGCCUCCAUCCUCCAGGAGCUCACGCUCUGGGUAAAGAAUCUGAAGCCCGAUGGAGGCAGCAAUCUGCUACAAGCCCUGAGGAAAAUCUUCGCACUCAAGGGGCUGAAUUCUCUGGUCAUCCUCCUGGGAAGCUGCCCAGACCAGCCUGCUGACAUCCUGUCCGACUACAUCCAACAGGCCACCAUGGGCACGGGCCUCCUUCCCCACAUCAUCACCUACAAAUGCGCUGGCCAGGUGCCCCCGGCUGUCCUGAAGAACCUUGCUGAAGCUGUCGGCGGCUGCUACCACUGCUACAGCCCGGAAGUGGAGAUCUAUACCAGCCGGGAUGUGGACCAGCUCCUGGCCGAAAUCCAAAAGGCCCAGAACCUCAUGGGCCACGUCCAAGCCCUGCGCCACAGCGCCCCGUGCCCGGAGCUCACCGGCCUGAUGAAGGAGAUUUCCACAGAGAUUGCCAAAGGAUCACCCACAAGUCUCUUGCCUAAACCUCCAAAGCAUGAAGCUCCCCUCACAAUUGAGUUCCCAAACCUGGAGAAAACUUCUGCUGAAUGGCUCAAGGUUAAUGGCCUAAGAGCCAAGAAGCUCAGCCUUUAUCAGGUUCUGGCCCCCAACGCAUUCCCUCCCGUGGAGGAAUUUGUGCCUAUCCUCCAGAAAACGGUCUCGUCAACCAUCCACAAGAAGGCAAUGGUACAAUUUCAAUGGCAUGAUGGGACAGUGAAGAAUAUUCACGUGGACCCGCCCUUCCUCUACGAGUACCAGAAACAGCUGGGCAGAGCUCUGCGGACGUAUGAGAGGCGGAUUGAGUGGCUCUCCUUGGCCAGCAGAAGAAUCUGGGGCACCGUCUGCGAAAAAAGGGUGGUUAUACUGCUCGAUAUCUCUGCGACCAGUUCCACGUACAUUAUUCAUAUCCAGCACUCCCUGCGGCUGCUGCUGGAGGAGCAGCUGGCCAACAAGGACGCUUUCAACGUCAUCGCGUUUGGAGGCACCAUUGAGAGCUGGCAGCCUGAGAUGGUUCCUGUGAGCCAGGACAACUUACAGAGCGCCUGGCGGUGGGCCCUGGGCCUGCACUGUUGGGGCAGCAGAAACGUCCUCAGCGCCCUGCGCAAGGCUGUGGAAGUGGACUUCAAGGGCAAAGACAGACACCAGUCUCAGGGCAUCUACCUCUUCACCGGGGGCGUCUCCGACCAGGACAUGCCCAUGCUCAGCGCCUACAUGGCCCAGGCCUGUGGGGGCUGCGACCUCCAGCUGAACGUGUGUCUCUUCUACGUGGGUGAGCCCCAGAUGGACGCCACACCCCCUGCCUGCUACGCCAGCCGCACCGACACGGCCAGUGCCUACCGGGAGGUGACCCGGGCUGUGGGUGGCCGCUUCCACUGGUUUGGAGACACAGGCAUUUAUGAAAGUGACGAAAUCAACGCCAUCGUGUCUGAGAUGGAAAAGGCUCUCAACUACUCCCAAAAGUGUGCUUUACUAAUGUCCUCCCUGAAGAACCAGUCAAGAAAAGACCUGGAAAGCACAGCCCUCCCGAAAGAAAAGCCAAAGAUGCCCAAGCAAAGAAGUCAGCCCAGGAAGCUCUGUCCUUCCACGCCCACGCCCCGCUCUGCCGCCAGAAUGAGCAUUAGAGAAGACCCUGACAGAGAGCGGACCCCCUUGAAAGCCCUGAUGUGGCGUCCACUCACUGGCAAAGUGGGCAUUCCACCAGCUGCAGCCCAGCCAUGCAAAGCGGCAACGGCAGACCGGAGGAGGAAGUCCAACCUGAAGGCGGCAGAGCCAUCUCUCUCCCUGUUUUACACAGAGAUCGGAAAUAACGUGGGCUCGGUGUACAAGAAGUACCCGCGAGGAAGGUGCAUACGAAGGACCAGCUCUCCUGUGGAGUUGCCCAGAAAGGAUACAGUCUGCUCAAGCCAAGAGUGGGUAGCAAAUUAUGGGCUAAAAAAGCUGAAGCUGGAGCUCUCCAGACACAUCGGUCCCAACUGCACUCAUCAGAAGUCAGGACGGACGCCAGCGGCAGCCAAAACCUGCAGCAUCCUCCCCUCCGUAGAGGUCAAUGGGACGGUGAGACAUAUUCACUGGACGCCCAGGGAAAUCGAAGCCUACAUCACGUGCCUGCAGAAGGUGAUCAGACGCUAUGUCCACAGGCUGCAGUGGCUGCUGUCUGGGAGCCGCAGACUGUUUGGUGCCAUUUUGGAGAAGCGAGUGUGCAUUGUGCUGGACACCUCAGGGUCCAUGGGCCCCCACCUGCAGCAGGUGAAGACAGAGCUGGUCCUGCUGAUUUGGGAGCAGCUGCGGAAGCACUGUGACAGUUUUAACCUGAUCAGCUUUGCAGAGGAUCUGCAGCCAUGGCGGGACGCUCUGGUGGAGACCACGGAUGCAGCGUGUCACGAGGCCAUGCAGUGGGUGACCCGCCUGCACGCUGAGGGGAGCACCUCAACCUUGCAAGCCUUACUGAAAGCUUUCAGUUUUCACGAUGUGGAAGGACUGUACCUCCUGACCGACGGGAAGCCAGACACAAGCUGCAGCCUUAUUCUAAGUGAAGUUCGAAGACUCACGGAGGAACGAGACGUGAAACUGCACACGAUCUCCCUGAGCUGCUCGGGCAGGGCCGAGACUAACUUCCUGAGACAUCUGGCCUCCCUCACUGGGGGGCGCUAUCACUGCCCUGUGGGUGAGGACACGCUCUUCCAAAUUCACGGCCUGCUGACCAGGGGCUUCGCGGCUGAAAAGGACCUCCCAUUGCCACUAUUUGAAGGAGAUGAUUUAAGGAGAUUGGCCCAGGAGAUCACCAAAGCCAGAAGCUUUCUCUGGCAGGCCCAGUCAUUCAGGUCCCAACUCCAGAAGAAAAGCAACGUGGACCCAAAGGUCACUCUUUUGUAGAGAGGUCAUCUCAGCCACCCUACGCUCCAGUCACAAGACUGUCACUCGGCGAGAAGCCUUGCACUAAGCCUCCUGCCUGGAACAUCCUUCUUGCCACCAUCUGCCUGGUGACUCCUGCUCAUCCUCCCAGGCACAGCUCAAAUGCCAUCAGCUC
Messenger RNA from Rhinolophus ferrumequinum (greater horseshoe bat), 3879 nucleotides. It is a transcript of the gene VWA3A, whose product is annotated as von Willebrand factor A domain containing 3A. Lineage: Eukaryota; Metazoa; Chordata; Mammalia; Chiroptera; Rhinolophidae. The record is from RefSeq and is a predicted model, not a curated record. The transcript is spliced from 34 exons. The coding region runs from base 279 to 3725 and encodes 1148 amino acids.